Molecule: messenger RNA, 714 nt
Organism: Stylophora pistillata
Lineage: Eukaryota; Metazoa; Cnidaria; Anthozoa; Scleractinia; Pocilloporidae
Biological process (GO): regulation of DNA-templated transcription
Molecular function (GO): DNA binding
Source: RefSeq, a predicted model, not a curated record
AUGGCAGAAAGAAGUAAGCUUACAAGAAGACGACAGCAGACGACCAAGCCAUUGCUGGAAAGACAAAGAAGAGCGCGGAUAAACCGAAGCCUUGAAGAGCUCAAAAGCCUCGUUUUGUCUGCCUUGUAUCAUGAUAAUGAACAAAAUUCUCAAAAGAUGGAGAAAGCCGAAAUUCUGGAGCUCACCGUGAAUUUCUUAAAAAUGAUUCGAGAGCAACAAGUAACCGGUUAUUGGAUUAAUCCGCAAAGUGAGUCGGAAUCUCAGCAUAGCAACUACAGAGCAGGAUUUAAUGCAUGCGCAGCUAGAGUGCGCAGGUUUAUGGAAAACCAACCUGGAAUGAAUCCUAAGCUGCAGGAACAAAUACUUGAAAGUCUGACGGUGUCUCACAGCUACAAUGUCCACACAAAUCAGACAUUUGUCAACAAGAACACCUCCAUGUCCUUCACUCCUGGUCAAGCAGUGUACGGCGUCUGUGGCUUACAAACCACUUCAGAGCCGCCACGUACCUGUGCCUUUACACCCCCGCCAUCUCCACCCCAGUCAAGUGCAUUCCGCCCGUAUGACCGCAGUGAAACUACUACAUUAACUGACGGGAGUAGCAACUCACCAGACAACUGUUAUUCAACAGCUCACAUCAAAAGAAGCAUUGUGGAGCCAUGUAAACUCUCGCUUUGGAGGCCUUGGAUUCCGUCAUCACAACAUGGACAAAUCUAA